CGCUUGUACAGUAUAUGCGUGUGUGCAGGCUGCUAAAAAUCCCAGGAUAGCGCCGAGCUGUACAGUGCUAGCAGUGCAAAAUCUGCACCGAGGAGCCAGCGCACUGAGCAUUGCUUCCUGACUAUUGGCAAUUGGGAGCUCCUCGGACAUAACGGUUAACUUUUCACCUGAUACUCCGGUUUUUUUUUGGAAAGAAAAAAUACACUUUUCUAGUGGGGAUUUAAUAUUCAUUCCUGGGAGGCGUUAAAAGGCUACUAGUUUUUGGAUCCAGCACCUGCAUGCUGUUGCUCUCAAGUUUUCCUCUUUUCGGAAAGACUCGGCCACAAACUACAAAAAAGAGCCGCAGGUGACCCCAUUCUUCCGAAGAGUUAUUAUCUAUUUGGAAAGCGGCGUCAGGGGACCGGAGAAAACCGAGCCUCAAUGAUGCCCUUCUUCCACAACUCGGAUUUAUGGAUUGCUUGGUUCUCAUUGCUUUUGGGUGCGCAAGGGUAUGUAAUGGCAUUGGAGGUGUCAGUCAGUCAAAGCAGUGUACAGGUUGCUCGAGGUCAGACUGCCAUACUUCCCUGUACCUUUACCACCAGUGCUGCACUCAAUAACCUCAACAUUAUCUGGAUGGUAACCCCACUCUCCAAUGCCAACCAGCCAGAGCAGGUGAUCCUGUACCAGGGUGGGCAGGUUUUCAGUGGUGCUGCACAAUUUAACGGUCGAGUUGGGUUUGUGGUGACAAUGCCCAGCACAAGUGCCUCAGUAUUCCUUAACAACACACAGCUGUCAGACACCGGAACGUACCAGUGCCUGGUCAACAAUCUGCCUGACAGAGGCGGCAGAAACAUUGGGGUGAUUGGCCUAACUGUACAAGUGCCGCCAUCCAUCCCAACAUGCAGAAUUCAGGGGACUCUAGAUAUCGGCAAUGACGUAAUGCUGACGUGUAAUUCUGAUGAAGGUAUUCCAACACCUACAUAUGCCUGGGAGAAGUUGGACGCUGUCCCUAAACUGCCAGCCACUGCGACACAAGAUCAAAUGCUUGGUACAGUGACUCUGAGGAACAUCAGCAUUGCUUCAUCGGGUUUGUACCAGUGCAUAGCGUCCAAUGCAAUUGGGAAGAGCACUUGUCUCCUAAACCUGCAGGUGGCUUCACCACAGCAGCAGAGUGUGGGAAUCAUUGCUGGAACGGUGGCUACUGGCGUUCUUGCUGUGAUCAUCUGUGUUCUUCUUGUGGUAGUGGUGGUCUUCUACUGGAAGAACAGGAACAAAUAUGAAGAAGAUGAGAUUCCCAAUGAGAUCAGGGAGGAUGACUUGCCCCCGAAGAGAUCCUCUUCUGCCAAAGCUUUCAAUGCAGAUGCAUCUUCAUCUGAAAAUGACACCUUAACCUCCACCAACACUUACAACAGCCGCUACUGGCACAGCCCAAAGCCCAACUACGAUACUAAUUCAUAUUCCCGCUACAAUGGAGACACCAGACAAUCUUUUUCUACACACUCAACAGCAGCAGCAGGAGGAGGAGCAGCACCUUCCCGGCCCACAUUUGCUAAUGGAAGCCAUACCAUCCCACCACCCAAGACCUUGGUGGUCACCACAAACUCGGCACCCUCUCCACAGGCUGUGGUGCGAAGCAAUGGUUCGAUUAGCCGGAAGCCACAACCACCGCAUACACAACACACGCAUUCCUAUGCGGUGAGCCAGGCGACGCUGGAACGAAUGGGUGCAGUGCCAGUCAUGGUGCCAGCACAAAGCCGGGCAGGUUCUUUAGUAUAGACAUAACUAACUUAAAAAAGGAGUUCAUAAAAUGCCAACUUUCCAAAUGCUAUGUACUACUGCUGUUACAGCGCCUGGUGUUCUUCUUUGGUUCUUGAUGUGAGGAACUUCCUGUGCUGGAUCAGAGAAAGGUUAUUGAGAAUGAUGGAUGAUGAAGGAACAUGGAGUAAUUACUCAAGUGGUUCUCUUGGCUCUUUGUGUCUUAUAACAGGACAAGAAAGUUGGUAGAAGUCAGUAAUGCAUUUUGCAGCUACCUUGUAAUUGCACAAGUAGUUGUGUAGUUAGGGUACAGUUACUGUGUAGUUACUAUGUAACUACAUGUGUAGUUACAAACAGAAAACUUCUUGAUGGGGCAGCGCUUUUAACACUUAUCUUGUCAUUAUGCAUAUAGUUAUGUAGCUACGCAGUAGUUACUAUGUAACACUAAGUGUAAUUACAGUGCAGUGGUUGCUGCAGACCACAGUGUUACGGAAAUGAAACCAGAAGAAAGCCAUGUGAGGACAGCUGUUUUACCAGGAGAAAAAGGAGGCCCAUGCAAAUAACUAAAUGAUCAAUUCCUUUCUAUCACUCUGUGUCAACAACACAAAAGAAGAUGCACGGCCCCUGCUUUGGGCCUAGGUAGACACACUUUUACACACUGCAUCAAAUAUGUAUGACAAGACAAAAGAUGCCACUGACCGUGUUGGCACAACUUAGCUAGAGUUUAGCAGCCUUGAGCAGUAAUUCACAUUUUGGUCACAUCCUCCUGCUACUCAUGAUUGAUUCCUUUUCUCAGACUUCUCCUGCCUCCUUAGGCUAGGAUGUCAGCCAGCAAUAAUAUACAUUAAGGCUUUUUAAACCAGCUUUGUGAAGAUAGGGGUCAAUGUCAGAUCCGGGUCAGCAAUAUGGGGAAGACAAUUCAGUAUCAUAUUUUGACCCACUCAGCUUUUUUCAAAUCAGUACAACACUAAUAAAAUAACAACUAUUGCUUUUCCUUUUUUACAACGCAACUUGUCUAUUGACAGUUAAACGACUACUCCACCCAAAAAUUAUAUGUUUUUAAUGUGUUACUCACCCUAUUUAGUUUGUAGGAAUGACAAAAAAAAAUUUUCAUUCAUAUGUUUUCAUGCAGAAUGGAGUCAACAAGGUUUCUGAAAGAACAGACGUCUCUGUUGGCCAGCACAACAGCAAAGAAUAUGAAAAACGUCCAUGAAAAAAUGUCAUGUGACUUGUAUCACAUAAUCCAGGUGUCUGUUAUGUAAUGGAGUCCGUAAACACCUAUUAUAUCAAAAACAUUGUCACCUCCAUUCUGCAUGAAUGCAAGAGAUUAAAAAUUUUCUUCAGCCAUCACUACAAGCUAAAUGGGGUAAGUGACAUAUAAAAAAUAUAGCGUUGGAAUAUUCCUUUAAGAUUAUGGGACUUCAGCACUUCGGUAUCAAAAGCAAUAUUAAGUAAAGAAAUCGUAAUGUUUUUUGAGUGUGCCAGCCAGCAAAGCAUCUGCAUAGGACACUGAGUAGGCAGCAGGAAAGUAAGACUGAGCCUUGGCAUUGAUCAUACUAAAGGCCAAAGCAUGCCACUUGUUUACUCAAAGAUACAUAAAGUGGAAAGUUACUGAAUAUUCCACUGUUAAUAAUUUAGACUGGUGUCAGCAUCAUAAUUUCAGACAGUAUAUUAAUUUUGAGAAAUGAUUAACCAUCCAUUCAUCCUUUUUCUAAUUCUGUUAUCCUUUCCAGUCUUAUGGGUUGUCGAUGCCUGCUUAAGGAACAUUUGGUACAAAGUGGGUGAAUCAAUGAUGUGCAGCUUGUAGAUGCAAUACAUGACAUAAAAUAACCAGUUCAACUGAAUUUAGGGUUGUGGAAAGCUGGAGCCCAUAUAACCAGCACUGGAUAUACUGUAACUUUAGGCUGUGUCAGCACAAAUGAUUGAUUCAUAAACUCUUGAUAUCACCCAUCUGUGUAAUUUCAGCAAUCUUGCACUGUUAAUUUGAAUUAUUAUAAUACUUUUCUAGUCAAAGAUUGCCAUACAUAGUCACAAAUAUAGCACAGCAACUGCAAAAACACACCACACCACUAACACACAUGGAAGUUAAGACAUACAAACAUUAGUAGAUGCAUUAAUUAAAUUGUAUUUUAGAUUUCACAUGGUGUUAAAAUUAAAUCAUUCAUCAUUUCAUUAAAAAGCAUGGACCUUUACAGGUUUCACAGAGCAAAGUGUGUCAUUAUAAAGACCUUAUAAAGCCUACUGUUGACAUGUUAACACAAUCUGACAACUGGUGCCAAAGCAGAGUAAGUGACUUGAGUUGACACCGUUGAGUUAGUGGCAGGGAUUGAAAGUCUACACUGUUGCUCUCCAGCCUUCUAAGCCACGCUGCUGAAAUGCAGUCAUGGUCCUGUAAGCCACUGUUGGACACUCAUCAGAAAUGUAAUACUUGUUCAUAUAUUAAAAAAUCGGAAAAACAUCCUGAAGUCACAUAAAGUUUUACUUGUGGGUAGAAAUAGUUAGACAAGCCGGUAAUAAAAUGUGAUCACCUUUAGAUUUUGAGGUUUGCAAGGCUUCUGGUAGCUAAUAUACAGUAUAUGGUAUUUUAGAUUUUAAGUUUUCAAGUUAUUUAUUCACUUUCUUCUAGCUGAUGGCCUUUACCCAGAUAUGUCAAAUUAGUUAAUAUCUGCAUAUACUGUAAAUUUGAUUCUGUUUACAGAAAACAGGUAGAACUAUGCAAAAACAUGGAGAACCUGGCAUAGAAGUGAAUAGAAAUAUAAAGAUAGUAGCUUAUGGGUCUGCAGAAAUUGUCAAACGCAAUUGUGGUUUGUUUGCCUUGCACACUGUCAUGGUGUGGUCUUUUUUAAGAAUGUUUUCAUAACUCAUUUCUCCAUUAAAGAAUUUGUAGAGUGAUUUUUUUUUGGUAAUAAAAUUUACUUUUUUAGUCUCACAUACAGUAUUUGCAUUCUUGGGACUGAGCAAUAGGCAGGCUUUUUUUCAGACCUACUAAACAAACUUUUCAAAGUUUUUAUCAUUUUGCACAUCUUCACUUUCAGACACCUGUCUUUCACUCAUCAUCUGUUACAAAAGAUUGAUUUUAAAUGUAAAAAGACAUCAGGCACAAUGCAAAGUUAAACCAAGGCAGAUUUCUAUGGGUUUCUCACAAGCGUAGUAUGCACACCACACCAACACUUUGCUCAGUAUGGGGCAGGACUGCCUCAAAGAAGCAAGAACUUGUGCUAUCCAGCUGGAUAAAGUAAAGAAUAUUUGAAAGGUGCUUCAUAUUACUUCAUUAUGUAAAGCUGUCCAGAAUGUUUUCCUGCACAAUUUUUUAUUGCUAGCUAAUUUAUUGAAAAUUAGCUUAAACAUACUCUUAGGAUAUAUUGAUGUAUUUCUACACUUCUGAUUUAUUCUACAAAAUCUCCAUUUCAACAACCUUGUGUUAGUGAGAAGGAAGUACACGUUUCCCAUUCCUGUGCCAGUCUGAAUCCUGCAUUCAGAGCCAGGUCUUCAAUAAUCUUGUCGCCACUUACAAAUCUUUUCCUACCGAUGUCUUCUUUGAUGGCCACUAAGGGGUUGAAAUGCAAUUGUUAAAGGCCUGUGAAUAUGUAAUACUGAUACUUUCUCUUCCACAACAGAUUCAAAAAGCACUAAAUAAACUGCAAGCAUUUCUUGUAAUUUUGAGUAGAAAAGGCUACCUUCAUACAAAUCAAUUAUUGGGACAUGUGAUACAGCAUGUAUUUGUUGUAAAAUUUCAAGAAAGCAGCCAUUUGUACUCCUCGAACUAUCCUCAUGAUAUUGCCAGUGAGAUGGCUUCCUUAUAAGUUAUCUACAGUAUAACUGUGGAUAUUUAUCACACAUUUGUAUGAAACCAAAGGCCAAGUUAUGUACAUCGCCUCCACUUUGGGGUCAAGUCAAUUUAUUUUUCUAUAGUGCACUUCACAGAGUACAGCUUCAGAGUGCUGUAACAAACUCCAAUACAAAUUAAAUAUUGAGCAAAAAUAUAUAUAAAUUUACAUAUAUACCCACAUAUACACAACAACCAGAAACAAUUGUACCUCCUGUGUUGUAGCACAUCUUACAAGUAAUACAUUAUUUAGUUGUAUAUUUUACAUUUAAGCUGAAAAAUAUAAGGAAGAGAAUAUAUCUAAAUUAGGUAAGUAUAUACUAGAAAAAAAGAGAAUGUCAAAAAACUGAAAACAAGCAAAGAGAAAAAAAUGAAAAAAUAGAUACCUAACCUCAGCAACUAAGAAUUAGUCAUUAUUAUCCAACCCACUAUAUCCUAACACAGGGUCAUGGAGGUCUGCUGGAGCCAAUCCCAGCCAACACAGGGCACAAGGCAGGAACAAAACCCUGGGGAGGGCACCAGCCCUGAAUUAGUUAAAUCAUCAAAAUAAUACACACAGGUUGUGAACCAGUGACCAUGAAAAACAGACAUAGUUAAAUGAAUUCACUUGUCAGUAGGCACCUUAAUGAAGUAAAAUUAGCAGAUUUUGUACUUUACAUAUAAACCGUAAACUCUCAGUUAACCACAGUGCCAGAAACAGUGAAAAAAGCAGCGAAAAGGAAAAACAGUCAAAUUGUGUCCUAUUUAUAAGAAACAGGACAGUUCAUGGAAUUAAUUCAUGAAAACCCUUCCAUACAGGGGCCAAACAUUUUUUAAUGUAUGUGUGUGAAUGAUACCAAUUUUAGUUGAAGUAAAACACUUUGUGAAUUUUUUUUUUACUAAAUGAAAACUUCACUGAAAUUCAAUUUUGCAUGAAUCGUAAUUAAAAUUGAGAUUGACAAUGGAGAAAAGGAAAACAAAACCUCCAAUUAGAAGUAUUCCUGGAGAUGAUAAAGCUCUGGACAGCCAUGGUCAGUUAUAACAGACAACAACACAAAGUCAGACACAGUCACAAUUCUGGUGACUUAUCUCAAAUGACCUCCUGUUCCCUCCUGGGUGUCAAUAAUAUUACAUAGGAUUUUUUUGCUCCUGUGAUUUUCACUAAAAUUAUACAUCAGGAAUAUUUAUAACACCUCCUAAUACAAGUCAUAUCAACAAAAUGGCAGGCUCCUUAACCACAUUGCCUAUGCCUCAUUUAUAUCUGCAGUAUGGCGUAUAGGCAGACAUCAUGAGUGAGGUUUCUGAAUUGGUGGAGUUUCUCAUUUGUUCUACUUUACCUAUUAAGUGGAGUAGAGAUACAUGGAUAUAGGGAAGUUUUGAAAGACGAACAAUGGAUUUUCUUAAUGGUAGAUGAGAGGGUUGAAAGAGAUUCACAAGAGUCAUUUCAAGAACAUCUAAAGAAAUCUCUUAAAGUAUGGAGGAUGACAUUCUUAACUAAUCACUUCAAUCACAACUUGUUUUUAGGGUAGCCAAGUGAGCAUUUAACAAAGACUUAAUGGAGUAUAUUUAAAUGGUUAGGCAAUUCUAAUAAUUAUUAAUACCUGGAACAAAUAUAUACAUACAAAAAAGUUUAAGUAUGUAGAUUGUUUUAAUUAAACCCUAUUAUAAGCUUAAAAGACCAAUAAAGCAAAGCUUGUCUUCCAUUUCCACAGAUGUAAUUUUAACUGAAACAAGCAGGACACAGCUUGUAAUUCCUCUUCAAAAUCCUGUUUAAAAGGUCAGAAGAUUCAGUGUCAUACCCUACUUCUAGUUGCAGAUGGUUUCACAAUCAAAAGAAAAAUCGUAAAAUAUUUUUAGCCUCCUUCUAUUUUCCAAGUCCCUUUCUCUCUCAUGAUUGGAAAAGAGGGCUUCAAUGUCACGUGCCACUUUGCUUGGAUACUCCAGACAGGCCACAGAGAAAAUAUAUCUGAGAUUCACUUUUCAAAUUCAUCAGUAAAUUAUAGCCUGGUUGUUAGAGGGAAAAACAGGCAUGUGUCAAAAUCAAAUAAAGAAUGAGUGAGUUUUUAAUUAAAUUAUCUAAUUAGAAGAUGGUAAGACUUACUAAAAUAAAAUUAGGUUACAAAAUCCAAAUUCAAGAUCUCACUAAGCAGUAGUCUACAAAGGAAAAUUGGGUUCCAAAGCAGGAGCCAACCUUGGUCAGGGUAUCAGUCCAUUGCAAGACUCACUCAUGCAUACAGCCAACUUAUGAUGGGCCAACUUAGAAUCACCAAUUCACCUAACAUAUACAUCCACAUUGGUGUGGGAGAAAAUACAGGCUAUCCAUAGGAAAACCCACCAGGAUUUGACAAGAACAUGUAAAUUCCACACAAGAAUCACUGGGGAUGACAUUUAAACCCCAUAUGCUGGAUCUGUUUGGCAGGAGCAUUAUCUACUAGGUGAGCAAACUGCAUGAGGGGCUUAGAAUUCUGACCAGUAUGUCCUGCACAUGAAAGCAACCUUCUACUUCAGCACAGCUCGAGCUCUAGAAAGCCCUUCUAAUGUACAGCCCCAUGACCUCAGAAAAUUACUUAUUUGUGCAUUCUUUUGGGGUAGGAUAGUUCUAACGAUGUUAUAGUUAAAAUGGGUGUUGCAUUACAGCAUAGGCAACUGUACAGUUUCUAGAUGUAUCCAUUUUGCUAUUGUGCACAAGCCAACCGUAUUACCUGUAGCUCAGACUGAACCUGUACAUGAUGCUGUUCUAAAGGAGUGCAGAUCCCCAUGUAAUCCAACAGAGAAAACAUGAAGCCUGCAGGAUGUUCAGAAGAGUUGCUGGUAAUUACUGUACUUCCCGAGACCUCAGAUUUAACUGAGGCAUAUUGCUUCCCUCAGGUGAGUGGCAGAAAAAGCUGCAAGUGCAAAACAGUUUUGAUUUCCAAGUGCCUGUUUUACCAAAUUAGUGUUCAUAUGCAAACGUUCCGCACUUCUGGCCCAAGAUUUUGAAAAAGUACCUAGUGUGUUAUAUUGCAUUGACACUCACUGUGUUCUCUGACUUUGCCCAAAGUUUAUUUAGAAAGAAUGUAUUUGUGUAUAGAAAGGCUAAAGAAUCACACUAGCUCUUUUAUCUAGCAAUAUUUAUGGGACUGUUGUCUUUAUGUAGACGUACAAUUUGCACCCCUAGGACCCAUACUCACGUACAGGAAGACAACUUUAUUGUCAUCUCCCGCAUCACUCCAGCGAAUGGAGCUGGCCAUGUUCACUCUUAGAAAUUGUCUCUUUGUGUUUGCAUAAAACCCUUUUUGUAUAGUCAAGCAAUAUUGCUUUUCUUUCUUCAUCAUGCAAUAGGACAGGGGUUACAAUUUAAAAUGUUGUAAAUUUGUAAAAUAAUAACAUACUAUGAUUUAAAGGGAUACAUUUAAGAAUACUGCAAUACAAGUUAAAGAAAAAGAUAAAUGAUAUUUGUUAGAUGGUCUGUCCAUAGUUCUUAAUUCCUGACUGGAGCAAUUACUGCUGUCUUUCCACAAAAACAAGGAACCAAGCAGACCCAGAACAAGGUCUGUUCCAGGUAUUUUUCAAUAUGUAGCAUGAAUGCUUAAGGAGGUGUUAUUAAUUACAUUAAACAUAAGCAAUUAACAGAUUUUUUCAAUACAUACAUCAUGGAAGAUGCAGAGGAUAGCUUGAAGUGGGUGAAAGGAUAUGUAAAAACUGACAAAAAGAAAAGUGAACUUUAAAACAUCAUUAGAUUUCAUAAUCAAAAGUCACAAUCAUUAUUUGCAUGGUAAGCUAGUAAAGAAAGAAAAUCAAACAAUGAGUCAGGCCUGGGAGAAUUACAGCUGUUUGAUGGGACAGGCUAAAUUCCAUUUUUGAUCACCCUUUCAUCCUGACCUAGUUGAAAGUUUUUCCAGGAUGGCAUGAGUUCAACCUAUAGAGCAGGAAUCAGAAUCUGAAAAAGGGCAUGGAAAUAAAAUGAGAACUAUGCCCAGUUCUGGCUUUACCUGGGUUCCUAAAUAUAACAGGAGCUACUUACCCAGAAAACUACUUACACCGUCAGAAGGUGUACUUGUUUGUUAUUCAGCAUUGACAUCACAAAUACUGUAGUUAAAUGAUGAAAAGUCUGAGAUUGUAAUCAGUAAGAACCCAUUAGAAGCCAGGGCUCCUUAGUGACCCCAUAAGCGGAUUUAUGUAAACUCAGAGACUUAACAUUUAUUAUCUGUUGUGUGCUGUUGUUAUUCAUUUUGGUAAAUUGUAUGGAGCAGGAAUAGAUUACAAAGCAGCUAAGUUCCAAUAAAGACUCAACUGUGGACAUAGGCCAGGAUCUUACAUGACUGACAUGUGUAUGGGCCUCAUGAUGUACAGCAUGUGCUGGUCACUAUCAGACUGGAUCUGACAACUGGCCAGCUGUUCUAAGAGUUUCAUUUUUUCCAAAGUUGUGUACUAUAGUGCAGGGACCCCAAGCCUACUCAGGUGUCACAGACAAAAUGAAAAAAUAAGCACAUGCUGAAGUCUGGUAAUAGCAUAUAAGGAUCUUAAU
Molecule: messenger RNA, 10046 nt
Organism: Polypterus senegalus (gray bichir)
Lineage: Eukaryota; Metazoa; Chordata; Cladistia; Polypteriformes; Polypteridae
Gene: igsf11
Product: immunoglobulin superfamily member 11
Exons: 7
Coding region: 421-1755 (444 amino acids)
Biological process (GO): homophilic cell-cell adhesion
Cellular component (GO): cell-cell junction
Molecular function (GO): ionotropic glutamate receptor binding
Source: RefSeq, a predicted model, not a curated record